AUGGAAACACAGUCGUUUGGAGUACCGGGAAAUGAUGGAGGAGGAGCUGGUGGCUCCGACCAGCCUGAAGGCUCGAACCCCAACAAAGAACCAUUUGAUUGCAACAUUUGCCUCGACAUGGCCAAAGACGCGGUGGUGACGCGAUGCGGUCAUUUGUUUUGCUGGAGUUGCUUGGUGCAGUGGUUGGACACACGUCCCGGAGGGCAGGUGUGCCCCGUAUGCAAAUCAGCUGUAGAAUCCGAUCAGGUGAUUCCAAUUUACGGACGUGGUGGGAGUAAAGAGGACCCGCGUACACGGAUCCCUCCUCGACCCCGCGGACAACGCGCUGAACCUCAGCCACAGCAGCAAUAUGGCGAUGGUGGUCUACGCUUUUCUCUGGGGAUUGGGUUUUUCCCAUUCGGUGUCUUUGCCCAAAUGCUUGGACAAGACCAACAUCCCCUAAACCCACAAGACGCUGAAGAUGACCGAAUAGCUGAUAUCUUCCUGUAUAUAGGACUGUUUUCUAUAAUGGCCCUUUUGCUACUC
Messenger RNA from Mesorhabditis spiculigera, 525 nucleotides. The record is from the annotation of a GenBank genome assembly. Lineage: Eukaryota; Metazoa; Nematoda; Chromadorea; Rhabditida; Rhabditidae.